Echinops telfairi (small Madagascar hedgehog) is the source of this 885-nucleotide messenger RNA. It is a transcript of the gene CD300LG, whose product is annotated as CD300 molecule like family member g. The transcript has 8 exons. Gene Ontology annotation, cellular component: plasma membrane. Gene Ontology annotation, molecular function: transmembrane signaling receptor activity. The record is from RefSeq and is a predicted model, not a curated record. NCBI's taxonomy places the organism in Eukaryota, Metazoa, Chordata, Mammalia, Afrosoricida, Tenrecidae. The coding region runs from base 1 to 885 and encodes 294 amino acids.
AUGCUGCUCCUCCUGCUGGGGGGCUGCCUCCUGCUCCCAGGCUCCGGAGCCCUGACGGGUCCGAAGGAGGUCAGCGGAUUCGAAGGUGCCAGUGUGUCCGUUCAGUGUUCCUACAAAGAGGAGCUGAAGCAGCACCAGAAAUACUGGUGCAAGGAGGUGGGGUUCUUCUUGUCCCGCUGCUCCCACACCGUCUACUCCGGGGCAGACGGCCAGGAAGUGACAUCGGGUAAGGUGACCAGGCCCUGCUGUCUCCUCUCCCCUCCUCCCUCCUUCCAGCCUCUUGCAACAAGGAGCCUCGAGCCCAAGGCAAACGCUUGGCACACUCAGUCCCCAGAAUUGACUUCUCCUGGUCUUCACCUGAGAGUCACCACAGCCAAGCAGGGGAAGACAGGGGCCACCGCCCCUCCACACACAGGAACCUCCCUGCCGACCCGUCCUCAUGCAGCGACCCGUCCUCAUGCAGCGACCCAUCCUCACGCAGCGACCUCUCCUUCUGCAGGGAGUUCCCACCUGACCAUGCAGCUGGACUCCACCUCAGCAAAGGGCACCAGCCCCAUCCCCAGCAGCAGCUCCAAGUCCAGGGUUUCGGUCCCGCUGGUGCGCAUCUUGGCGCCGGUCCUGGUGCUGCUGGGCCUUGUGCUGGCUGCCAGCCUGGUGGCUGUCGGCAGCUGUGUGCUCCGUCGGAGGGGAGAAGGGUCUCUUUCAGUGCACGUAGCCAUGGAAACUGAGAAGCACCAGAAGGCCGGCCUGUCACCCAUGGUCAUGAAAGAGACUUCAGGAGAAGGGGAGGUCCCUUCCCAGGACCGUCAGGAAGACAGCAUCCAGGGGCCUCUCCACCCCUCACCUGGGGAGAAGCUGUAUUUCUCAGAGUUCAUCCCUGUCUAG